UCAGACGACCAUAUAACUUAGAGUAGUGAAUAUCGAAGUUGACAACAUAUGGAUCGUACUAUAUUCUCCACUGUUGUCUAAUUCACAUUCAAAACUCAUAUCAAUGUUUAGUAUUGCAGUUUGGUGAAAUCGAUAAAAUACGUUUGUAAGUACGUCACCAAAGGAGGCAACAUGGCGAUUAUUGGUUAUACAGAUGUGUGUUUUGCAAUGUGGCAAUACUAUCUUCGGUCUUGAAUUUUUUGACAGCUGCUACCUGAUUUAUAUUCAGUUUGGUUCGGCACUUCAUAAUGAAGAGGCUUGACAGUAAUUUUUUCUCUCAGUUUUUAAGAUAUCGUUUUGAAAUUUUGCAAACGUCAUUUUCUCUUCAAGAAGCUGCUCAUUUGUCGGAACUGCCGAUAUCGGAUCACUAUAACAUAUAGCUGCCAUACAAACUGAACGAUCGGAAUCAAGUUCUUGUAUGGAAAACUUUCACAUUUGACAAUGUAUCUUCACAAAAAUUGGUAGAGGUUAUUUUCUAAGACAAUUAUGUAAUAUACGAAGAAAUUGUUCAUAUUGGCUUAUUAUAGCCUAUAGUUACCAUACAAACUGAACGAUCGGUAUCAAGUUCUUGUAUGGAAAACUUUCACAUUUGACGAGAUAUAUUCACGAAAUUUGGUAUAGAUUAUUUUCUAAGGCAACAAUGUAAUCUUCAAAAAAAUUGUUCACUGAACGGUCGGAGUAAAAUGCUUGCAUUGGAGACUUUUUCAGUUAACGAAAUAUAUUCUACAAAUUUGUCGUGGCUUAUUCUUUAAGACAACGUUAAAACGCCAGCAAACCAGCAAACGAGCAGGAAUCAAUGUUGCAAAGAGUACAAUUAUAUAGGUCGGAUCCCGCACAUCGUCAGUUGGAGAGCGUAAGGCAAGCCAGGAAGAAUAUUAGAAGACGUCGUGAACUUUCUCCUGAUGCACUGCUAGAAGAACGAACACGUCAACGUCGAGCUGCCAAUAUCUUUGAUAUGUACGCAUUGUUGAUAAAAAAAAGGACCCACUUAAAUAUGCAUGUGUUGUGGGGGCACUUGGUUCCCUCACCAAGUAAAAAAGAUGGAAAAACGUCAGACCUCAACAAAGUUCACGCACUCGGAAGAUGCUAGAAAAGUUUUUUAUUUGUUAUCGAAGUUUCCAUCUUCGGACCAAAAAUAUAAUUUUUGUAGCAGCUGCUAUCGUAUUGUCAGACAAGGGAAAAUACCAAUUAUCUGCCUCUCGAAAGGAUUGGAGUUUCCUGACAUUCCGGAAUGCCUUCAGGAUUUAACGUGUCUGGAGGAAAGGCUAAUAUCCCCGAGAAUCGCAUUUAUGCGCAUCAUAUCUUUAGGAUAUCAACGACAAUGCGCUAUUCGUGGAGCAGUAGUAAAUAUCCCGAUUUCUGUUGUUGAGACAGUCACCAUGCUGCCACGAAGAUUUGACAACAGCCAUAUUAUUCAAGUGCACUUGAAACGUCGCUUGGAAUAUCAGCAAAAUUUUAUGACGGAGACAGUGCGACCAGCAAAGAUAUUGCAGGCACUGAAUUAUCUGCUGGGUACAGAGCUCUACAUCAAGCACAAUAUUCAAAUCUCAAGUGAUUGGCUGAUAAAUGUAGGAAACGAGGAAACUGUCCCUUUUAUUGCGGAUCCUGCAGAUGAGGCAGCAGAAAGAGACCUGUUUAAUGUCCGACAGGAAAAUGUACAGGAAAUAGAAGAGGAAUUAAAUCCAGGUGGCCAGAAAACUUUGAUGGACAAUGAACCCGUUGAAAACAGAUCCAUUGAACGAGUUGCAAUGGCACCAGGGCAAGGCAGAUGCCCAAGGGAUCUUACAACCGACGAUGAUGCUCAGGAGUUAUCGUAUCCAACAAUUUACUGCGGAAAGAAGAGGACAUCCACGGCAACUUAUAGCAAAAUUGCGCGAUCUGAAAUACGACGCUAUGAUCGACAUUGCGCGCGUGUGGACGUCCUUCUGUAUAUUUAUAAGUUCUACGAGUUGGAGCGCAUCAAAAAUGCAAUUUCUAUUUGCCUGCGGAAAAGUCUGGAUCAAGAAAUAUAACUGCUGCAAAUGUGAGGAAUGAAAACUUUGUCAGCAACCUUAUCCAGCAUGAUGACGGCUAUCAUAUCCUCAAAAGACUUCGAUCCUCACCUGCACAUUGGGAGGCUGAAAAGAAAAAAGUUUUAGCCAUGAUCCGUCAGUUUGGGUUGCCAACAUUCUUCAUAACAAUGUCAGCUGCAGACACAAAAUGGCCGGAGCUGUUGGUCAUAUCAAAGAAGGUAGUAGAUAAAGUAGACAUUUUGGAAGAAGAGGCCACUGCCUUAUCAAGUUCUGAAAAGGCGAGACUCAUAAGGACAGAUCCAGUUACAUAAUCCAGAUAUUUCGACAAUCGAUCCCGCCGAAUGCUGAAAUUGUUAAAAAAUGGACUGUUUGCAGUACAUUUAGUAGUCCGUUACUAUUACAGAAUUGAAUUUCAGCAUAGGGGAUCACCACAUUGUCAUGGCAUGUACUGGUUAAGCGAUGCACCGCAAUUGGAAAGUGAUGAAAUCAUCAACACAACUGAUGUUCAAACUUUCAUCAACCGACACAUUACGACUGAUGGGGAUGAUUUGGACUUACAGGAAUUUAUUCCGUACCAAAAACACAAACAUGGUCGAGCUUGCCUAAGAGACCUGUAUGGAAAACAAGUGUGCCGACUCAACAUGCCAUAUCCGCCGAUGCCGCGGACAGAAAUUCUUUUCCCCUUGGAGAAUGACGAGGGUAUUGAGCAACACAAACUCCAAUUUAUAAAAAUACAGGAACUAUUAAAUCUGACGGAUCUCGCAUAAGAAGAAAUAAUACGCUUGAACUGCUUUGAAAAUUUUUUGUCGGACGAGCGGAUUAACACUGAUUAUGAAGGAUACAAGCUCGCUCUUCGCUCAUUUAUAAAAAAGCCACACAUUUUCUUAAAGAGAAAAUUUUCGGACAGGCUUCUAAAUGCCUACUAUAAAAAUAUCCUUAACUUGCAUAGAGCAAAUAUGGAUAUUCAAUUCAUUUUGUACGCCUACGCUUGCUGCAGCUAUAUAAUUAAUUAUAUAAAUAAAUCCAAUAGAGGGGUAUCAACACUACUGAGACAAGCCAUGGAGGAAAUAAAUGCUGGGAAUUUCUCCAUUAAAAGAAAACAAAUUUGUAAACGGGUCGGAAAUAUCGGCUCAAGAAGCAGCUUAUAAUAUUUUGGGACUGCAUUUAUCGGAAGAGAGUAAUAGGGAGAUAUUUAUAAAUACAUCACAGCCAAACAAUCGAGUAAGGAUGCUAAAGCCCAGACGUGAAUUGGAUGCUUUACAGGAGAAUUCUACGGACAUAUAUGUACCGAGUGUAUUGGAUCACUACUCUCAAAGGCCCGAUCAAUUGGAAGAACUAUGCUUAGCAGAUUUUGCAGCAUGGUUCAGAUUUUCCAAAACUAGUAGGAAUAUUUCUUUUAAUAAUGAAGACUACGAUGAAGUAGAAAACGAGGAUGACACGACAGCUGCACCUCCAAUGGCAUUAAAAGAUGGAUCAGGAUUUUUAAGAAAAAGGAAGCAAGCACUUAUUCUGCGCUGGAAACGUUUUAGCGUUGAAAAUUCAAGAGCUGAUUUCUUCAGAGAAACUGCCAUGAUGUUUCACCCAUGGAGAAAUAAGGAGGCCGAGCUCUUAAGUAAUGAUGUUGAGAGUGUUUGCAACGCACACAAGGAUCAAAUUGAGCAGAAUAAGCUCAAAUAUAACAAAUUUUUAUCCAACGAGCUUCUGGAAAACCUGCAUGUUUCAGCGGAAGAAAUAGCCGAUGAGAGAGCUGCGUCUCAACUUUUGGAUCCGGAAUUCAGAGCUCUAGCUGUUCCAGAGCAAGUAGGAGAUGUUAAUGUUUUUCACGAGGACAACAAUAGUGUGGAAGAGGCGGUUCGAUUAAUUAAACUACCACCUCUAAUAUUAGAAGGAGAUUUACUGGCAAUGGUACAAUCUCUUAACAACAAGCAGAGGGAAUAUUUUGCUCAUGUAAUGCACAAUGUCAGUAAGAAGAAAAUCUUCUACGAAUAUGUCAGAGGUGGUGCUGGAGUGGGCAAAACCCUGCUUAUAACGACUAUAUAUCAGUCGUUGACAUUGCGAGCUAACAGUGUACCAGGAACUAACCCCGAAACAGCCAAGGUGUUAUUCUGCGCACCCACUGGUAAAGCAGCAUUUGGAAUUGGAGGUCUAACACUUCAUUCCGUUUUUUCACUCCCCGUCAACCAGUCCUCCGCCGAUCUUCGGCCCCUCAAUAGUGACACAUUGAACACUAUUCAUGCUAAUCUCAUAGAUAUUAGGCUUAUAAUAAUUGAUGCAAUUUCAAUGGUUGGAGCAAAGAUGUUUUCGUAUUUACAUUGUAGGCUAAAGCAAAUUUUUAGGAGCAGUGCUUACUUUGGAGGUAUUCCAAUUAUCGUGUUUGGUGACUUAAAACAGUUGCCAUCGAUGGAUAUUUGCGCCGAAUGGCAAUGAUCAUUACAGUGCAAUUACAGGAACUCCGCUUUGGGAUCAAUUUCGUUACUUCGAGCUCACCGAAAUAAUGCGUCAGCGUGAAGAUCAAGAAUUUGCCAUCGCUUUAAACAACAUGUCAGAGAGAAAUAUGACACACACUGACACCCAAUUAAUCAAAAGCAGGGAGAAGACCUCUAACGAGAUACCCAAUGAAGCCAUCCAUCUCUUUUAUUCAAAUGCUGGAGCAAAUAAUUUCAAUUCAACAAAACUGGCGAACACGAUGACCGACGAGUUUCGACUGCGAAGGAUACAAUUAAGUCAAGUUCCUUAACAGAACGCAGCAGGGCAAACAUAUUAGAAACUGUGAAGGGUUUGAAGCCAUCAGAAACACAGGGAAUGCCUCAUACAUUGCAGCUCAAAACAUCGAUAAAAUAUAUGGUAACAGUCAACAUAAGCACGGGUGAUGGAUUAGUAAAUGGUGCUACAGGGGAACUAAUGCAGGUGGAUACCGAAUCGUCUGGACUUGAAAGCACAGUGGUGCGACUAUGGAUGAAAUUCGCAGAACCAAGAGUUAGAAGCUUUGCACGUUCCAAGCAGCCACAUAGUCGCAAUGCAGAUUGGACACCAAUCAUGAGCGUGGUCCGAUCAUUCCAAUACAAGCGAAAUGAACAAAUAACUAUAGAACGUAGACAGUUCCCUGUCAUUCCAGCUGAAGCCAUCACGAUACAUAAAAGCCAAGGUGGAACGUACGCUCAAGUUGCGGUUCAUUUAGAGGGUAGAAUUAGCAGGUCAGCUUUAUAUGUAGGAUGUAGCAGGGCCACAAAUGCCAAUGGAUUGUAUAUAGUCGGGAAAUUUUCUCCUCCGAACCCAUUUGGACAGCAGGAUCCCAUUAAAACUCAACUUAAUAGAUUGAGGACUGAAGCUUUUCGAUGUUAUUCGCUUUACACACACUUCAGAAACGAACAGUGGCUGCCGAAGUGCGGAAAACAACUGAUGAGAAAUAUAAAUUCUGAGUUCCUCAAUAGCCGGCAUUUUGCUACAAAUGUUUAUAGGUUCUCUUCUACAAUUAGAGCGCGGCGCAACCACUACUUGGCUUUGAAUGGAGAGAGUGAGUGAGAGAGGUUUUCGAACAAGAAUUAUGUUCGUAUGAAAUAUUUCCGUUUAUGGCAUGUGGUUAUAGUUGUAAUAUUUAUUACAAAACUCUCCGUAUUGCAGUUGUAUUCUUAAAGCUGAAGGACGACAUUUUUAUAGUAGAAAAUUUAAAAAAUGCAUGCGAAUAUAUCAAAAUUCGGUUUAAAUGAAGUUCUUAUACUAUAUAUGCAUUCAAUUAAAACGUCAAAAUCAUCGAGAACACCAUGCUUAUCACUUAAGAAGUUUAUUUGAUGAUUUUUGAAAUUAUUAGCGCCUUAUAUGUAAUUGCUGCAUAUGGAGGACCGUUCUGCUUGCAAAAAAAUAAUAUGUUACCCAUAAAAAGUAAAGAACUUGCCUACCUUUUGAACCAGAGCCUUUCUUCAUUACGUGAUCUCACAUAUUACGAGAGGUAUUAUUGGUGGCAAUUGCCAAUCGAAGCUGUUUAUAGGAAAGUUCAUUACAAAGAUGUUUGCACAACUAAUUUUUCAGCCCUGACAGAUAUUAAGAUGGCUAAGAAGCUUUUACUAUUAUAGGCAAGCUAAGGUAUCAAAUUAACAAAUUGGGAUAGGGGAGACUCUAGAACACAUACACUUCAAAGUCGCAAAACAGAACACCCGCGCCGUUAGAUCUGCUUUUUCCAGACUGAACAAGGAAGCAACACAAAUGGGUCUGGCAGUGAACGCGGGCAAGACGAAAUAUAUCCUGUCAUCAAACAAACAGUCGUCGGACUCGCGACUUGGCUCUCACGUCACUGUUGAUAGUCAUAACUUUGAAGUUGUAGAUAAUUUCGUCUAUUUAGGAACCAGCUAUAACACCACCAACAAUGUCAGCCUAGAAAUCCAACGCAGGAUUACUCUUGCCAACAGGUGCUACUUCGGACUGAGUAGACAAUUGAAAAGUAAAGUCCUCUCUCGACGAACAAAAGCCAAACUCUAUAAGUUGCUCAUAAUUCCCGUCCUGCUAUAUGGUGCAGGGGCUUGGACGAUGACAACAACCGAUGAGUCGACGUUGCGAGUUUUCGAGAGAAAAGUUCUGCGAAAGAUUUAUGGUCCUUUGCGCGUUGGCCACGGCACAUAUCGCAUUCGAUGGAACGAUGAGCUGUACGAGAUAUACGACGACAUUGACAUAGUUCAGCGAAUUAAAAGACAGCGGCUACGCUGGCUAGGUCAUGUUGUCCGGAUGGAUGAAAACACUCCAGCUCUGAAAGUAUUCGACGCAGUACCCGCCGCGGGAAGCAGAGGAAGAGGAAGACCUCCACUCCGGUGGAAGGACCAAGUGGAGAAGGACCUGGCCUCGCUUGGAAUAUCCAAUAGGCGCCACGUAGCGAAGAGAAGAAACGACUGGCGCGCUGUUGUUGACUCGGCUAUAAUCGCGUAAGCGGUGUCUACGCCAGUAAAGAAGAAGAAGAUAAGUUUUAGUAUAGUUUUAAGGUAUGAGUUGAGAAGCAACAUGUUUACUUCAAUAAAAAAUUGUCACUUAUGUGCCAAAGAAAUGUAAGUUCUUGUUCAACAACCGUAAACCAAAAAAGCUCUUUAAGCACAUAUUUGUAUAUAUGUAGUAUGUAAAUAUAAAAUACAUGCGUGUAAGCAGAGAAUACAUGGUUACUCAUGCCAAAUUCAAAUAUGUUUGUCUGUUAUUUCUUAUCAGUCUCAGAUGAUCUCAACAAAAGGCUACGGUACGUAUACGCAACAGUUUAAUUUGCAUGUUAUCCAUACGACGGUAUA
Molecule: messenger RNA, 7312 nt
Organism: Bactrocera dorsalis (oriental fruit fly)
Lineage: Eukaryota; Metazoa; Arthropoda; Insecta; Diptera; Tephritidae
Exons: 2
Coding region: 3123-4478 (451 amino acids)
Biological process (GO): telomere maintenance; DNA repair
Molecular function (GO): DNA helicase activity
Source: RefSeq, a predicted model, not a curated record